AAUUUCUCAAAAGAACGCAUGCGUAGUGAUACGUGAUACUCGCAGCUGAGUUUCCCGAAUUUACUCUUUGUAUUUCCACUCUGACAUUUACCACAGUCUAAGCAGUGAAAAGAAAUUUUCAGAAUGGCGCACACAUUUCAACAAGAAUACAUGGAAAUGCCACCGAUCACUAGAGCUUAUACAACAGCUUGUGUGUUGACAACAAUCGCCGUACAACUGGAUAUUAUUUCACCGCUUCAGAUCUACUUCAACCCAGAUGCAAUAUUCACAAAAUAUCAGGUGUGGCGCCUUGUUACGAACUUCAUGUACUUUGGUCCGAUUGGUUUUAAUUUCCUAUUCAAUAUGAUAUUUGCUUAUCGAUACUGUCGAAUGCUUGAGGAGGGAUCGUUUAGAAACAAAACAGCUGAUUUCUUUUUCAUGAUUUUAUUUGGUUGUACAUUAAUGAUAAUAUUGGGUUUCUUUGUGAACAUAGUAUUUCUGGGCAGUGCAUUUACUAUUAUGCUAGUGUAUCUAUGGAGUCGACGAAACCCUUACGUGAGGAUGAAUUUCUUUGGAUUGAUGACGUUUCAUGCACCAUAUCUUCCAUGGGUGUUGCUGGGGUUCUCUGUUUUGCUGGGAAAUUCUGUCAUUGUUGAUUUGAUGGGGAUUGCUGUCGGUCAUAUCUAUUACUUUUUAGAGGAUGUGUUCCCCAAGCAACAUGGUGGUUUUAAGCUUCUUAAAACUCCAUGGAUUUUAACCUACCUCUUAGAAGGCCCUCCUGAGGAUCCCAAUUACAAUCCUCUCCCAGAAGACCGCCCAGGGGGGUUCAACUGGGGAGAACCGCAAAGACCAGAGCAGCAAGAUGAUGGAAAUUAAUAUUUUUCGUUUUCCUAAUAACUAACUUGUUACUGUGCUAAAACUGGGAUAUGAAACUCAUUUCAUCAGUGAGCAAAAGUGGGGAAUGUUUGUGUGAGGAUCCGACUGCAUGCUGAAGGUGGAGAAUGUGGAUGAAAGGAGAUGGUGUUUUUAAAAUGUGUUCUGUGAUGUGUCUUUUGUUUGUUAAUUCAAUAAGUGGUGAUUUUCCACGUGGUGUACGAUGGAUAAACAGAGGCAAAUUAUAUUCUUUGUAUAAAGUUGUUAGAGUAUUGGUCUUCAGGAUUUUCAUAUUUUUGUUUGUAAUAAGUUUAGGGUCCUAUAAUUAUAGAUGCAUGCUAUUGUAAAUGAUUAAUUACAUGUACCUAGUUUGUGUUUUGAAUUUCAUGUCUCAUACAUUUGUUUAAAUAUUCUCAUUUUUUAGCUCACCUCAGUUUUUAAGUAAGCUUUUCUGAUCCCAUUUUGUCCGACGUCCAUCUAUUCCUCUGUAAACUUUUAACAUUUUCAACUUCUUUUCCAGAAGAACUUGUCAUAAUGCAGUCUUAUGUGAAGGGGAUUCAAGGUUGCUUAAAUGAAUGGGGAAAAGGGAGAUAAUUAAGAAAUAAAUCGAGAAAAUAUGGUGGCAUCUUUUAAAAAAAUUCUUCUUAAGAGCCACUGGACCAGAAAAGACUUUUUUUCAAAAGCUUCCAUAAUGAGUGUAGAUUCAAAAUUAUCCAAAUCAUGGUCCCUGGGGUUAGGAUGGAGCCACAAUAGGGAAUCUCUAGAGCAAAAGUGCCACGAGUAGUCAUUUUAAUAUGCAAACAUCCACAGGUAGUGCAGAUUCAAGAUUAUUGAAAUCAUGGCCUCGGAUUGUAGGAUAGGGCAUCAAAAUUUUACAUGGUGAUAUAUGAAGGCAAAAUCAUCUUCUCAAGACCAGCAGGACCAUGGUAAGUCAUAUCAAUGUGCAAACAUCCUCAGGUAGUGCAGAUUCUAGUUUAUUCAAAUCAUGGCCCUGGAGAGUAGGGCGGGGGUCACAAUUGGAGAUAAAACUUUUACAUGACAAUAUAUGAGAAAAUUCUUUAGAAAUCUUCUCAUGACUAGUAGCUCGGGGGGUGGGGGUUGAUAGGUUGUAGGAUGGGGUCUCAAUAGGGGAUCAAAAUUUGGCAUUGGAAUAUAUAUCAUCUUUGAAAAAUCCCUUUUCGAAACCCACUGAUUAUGAUUUGUCAUAUUUUUAGAUAAGUAAGCAUUCUAAUUUAGUGCAGAUUCAUAUUUGACUUGGGUUGGGUUUCAAUAGGGAUUCAAAGUUUUAUUGGAGAAUACAUGUACAUUUAUUGUAUAAAGGAAAUUUGAAAACAGUCUUUUGAAGAGUAUCAGAACCACACUAAAUCAUGUCAAUAUAAAAGUUUGUCCGAGUUGUAUGAAUUCACUGGUUUUUUUUUUCAUGAACCCUUGGGUUAAGUUGGGGAUUCCAGAACAGCAUGGCCAGAUUAAUUUUAUUAAUUUUGAAGAAUCCCCAUAUUGUGUGGUAAAAUCAUAACAAUUAGGGCUUAAUAUGGGGUCAAAAAUUUAUCAUUGAAUUAAAGAGGGUAAAAAAUCUUAUAAAGAAUAGCUGGGCCAAGGUGAAUCAUGCGAGCAUUGUUGCCCAUGGGCCACUAGUUCUUUUAUGCAUUUUCUAAAGGAGUAUUUUCAACCGAACUCGUGGUACAAAAAUAUACAAUUAACGGUCGAGCUCAUUUCCAAAGGGAAAUAAUUAAGAGGAGGCGAGGCGUCAUCUGGGCUGUAGACCAAAAUGUAUUGCCUCCUUUUAGAAAUAGUAAACGUUUGAUGAGAUUCGUAGAUAUAGUUUAUUUUGGUACCAUAUCAAUAUAUCUUAAUGCAAGUUGACUGCAGAAUGUGGUUUCCUUCUUUUAGUUUGUAUCUAUACAUUUUGUGCAAUGAAAUAAAUAUUAAAUUGUUGAAAAUAAAAUCUGUCCUUAGAGAGAAAAAUUAAAACUUUUUGUUCCAUUAAAA
This is a messenger RNA of Ostrea edulis (European flat oyster), 2841 nucleotides long. RefSeq names its product derlin-2-like. Gene Ontology annotation, cellular component: Hrd1p ubiquitin ligase ERAD-L complex; endoplasmic reticulum membrane. The transcript is spliced from 6 exons. The record is from RefSeq and is a predicted model, not a curated record. Gene Ontology annotation, molecular function: ubiquitin-specific protease binding; misfolded protein binding. Bases 124 to 855 code for a protein of 243 amino acids. Gene Ontology annotation, biological process: endoplasmic reticulum unfolded protein response. Lineage: Eukaryota; Metazoa; Mollusca; Bivalvia; Ostreida; Ostreidae.